This is a messenger RNA of Candida tropicalis MYA-3404, 2766 nucleotides long. It is a transcript of the gene DAL81, whose product is annotated as Dal81p. Gene Ontology annotation, molecular function: DNA-binding transcription factor activity, RNA polymerase II-specific; DNA binding; zinc ion binding. Lineage: Eukaryota; Fungi; Ascomycota; Pichiomycetes; Serinales; Debaryomycetaceae. Gene Ontology annotation, cellular component: nucleus. The transcript has a single exon. The record is from RefSeq and is a predicted model, not a curated record. The coding region runs from base 1 to 2766 and encodes 921 amino acids. Gene Ontology annotation, biological process: DNA-templated transcription.
AUGAAUGGAAGUACUGAUCAAAGCACUGGCCAGCAAAACCUACGCUAUGGUAACACCCUGAAUAAUAAUAAUAACAAUAACAACAACAAUAAUAAUAAUAAUAUUAAUGAUAAUGAUCCUAGUUCUAAUGGGUUAGAUUCUAAUAAUAAAUCCCCAAAUGAUAUAAACAAUAAUAAUGGUAACGACACUAAUGAAAGAAAUAAUGGUAAUAAUUAUAAUGUAUUAAGUCAGCCAUCAAAUAAUCAGUUCCUGCAAAACAUGGGUCAUCAAUCACCUAAUUACUUGGAUCACCAAUGGGCUCCACUGUUGUUGGAUGCUAGUACUGCAGAUUACCUAUUCAAUUUGGAUUUGCCAAAUAUUCCUAGUGGUCAAAUGAAUAAUUCAACCAGCCAUAAUUCACCAUCAAUCAUGCAAAGUAUACAAUAUCAACAAAAUGUUCAUCAAGGAACGCCAAGCCUGACACAUUCGUUAAACCAGUCGGUGGCUCCACAACAUGACCCCACCGCAGCUUCGUCAACAUCGUCAUUACCACCACCAACUCCACAAGUCACCAAAUCAACUAAACAAAGACGUCCAUGUGAUCAGUGCCGCAAGAGGAAAACAAAAUGUGUUAUAGUGCCCAAUACAGAUAAUUGUGUACAAUGUGAAGCCAAACAAUUGACUUGUACUUAUACCGCGCAAGCGCCAAAGAGAAAACCUACUGAUCAAGGAAAUAAUGAACAAUUGCACAAACGUGAAAGAAUAGAUACUAACCUAUUACCGAAUGGUUCUAUUCAGGUACCCGAUGUACCAAUCCGAGACGUCCCGCCAGUACAAGACUAUUCCACCAUGAAUAAUUCAUUAUUGAAAAAGACAUUGUCCUUACAAUUCCCCCGCUCCAGUUUUUAUGUGGGUCCAACAUCAUUUGUUUUUGAUAGAAAUUUACUAAAUUCAAUAAUUGAUUCCCAUAAUGGCAGUGGGAGCCCAUCCAGCAAAGUCGAACAAGUUAGUCUAAGUAAUUCAAUUUCCCUUAGAAAGGUCAGUGACGAUGUGCAGUUUGUAUUGAAAGACGAUCAGUCCCCUCAAUCAUACCAAACCAUGUCCAAUGAUGUUGAUACAAUAGAAAAGUUUGUUUCACCUCAUGGUCAAAUAUUAGUGGAUUUGUAUUUCAGGAUAAUUCACCCAUCGUAUCCUAUCAUCCACAAAAAAGUGUUUGUUGAAAAAUAUUCUCGAACCCAUCGUGAAUUCACAGCUCCGUUGUUAUCAGCAGUUUAUGUGUUGGCCAUACAAUGGUGGGAUUAUGAUCCACAAUUGAACAAAUAUCCUAAACCAAAUGUUGAAAUGAUUUUAAAAAUUGGAAUGAACAAUUUCCUAUUGGAGAUAUUGAAGCGCCCUAAAUUAAGCGCAGUACAAGCAGGAUUAUUGUUGUUGCAAUGUAAACAUAUACUCAGUACCAAGCAAUCAUCCAGCCACGCUCCUAAUAUUCCAAGUGAGGCAGAUUAUUCAGAAUGGGUUUUAUGUUCCCAAGUAGUGGCAUUAGCUGAAGAAUUGGGUCUUGGAUUAGACUGUAGUUCUUGGAAAUUACCUAAAUGGGAACGUGGGUUACGAAGACGUUUAGCUUGGGCGGUUUAUUUAGAAGACAAAUGGUUAUCAUUAAAACUUGGACGUCCAUCACACAUUAGUCCUAUCAAUUGGGCUGUAUUACCUUUACACGAAGAAGAUUUCCCUGAAAAACAUGGUGAUGGAGAUUUGAAAGAAGGAUCAUCGGAUAUUGAUAGUGGGAAGAAGAUUUUCUUCAACUUGAUUGAUUUGUCGAAAAUUUUGUCUGACAUUUUGAAUGAAUUUUAUUCUAUGAAGGCUAUGAAUACUAUCCAUGAAAUUGGUGAAGUUUUAAAACUUGCUAAGCCAUUACAAUUGAGAUUACGUGAUUGGUUUAGAGCAUUACCAGUAGAGUUGCAAAUGAGUUCAGUCAAACCUAGAAAAUUAUGUUCCAAUGGAUAUUUACAAUUGGCUUAUUUUGCAACUGAAUUGACAUUACACAGAAAAAUUGCUACCGUCAUUUACCAACAAACAAAAGCAGGAAAUCCCCCGCCAGCACAAUUGAUUGAUGUAUGUAGAAAUGCAGCAAAAACUAGAUUAAUGGCAUCUAUUGAAUUUGUGCGUGAUUUAAAACCAGAGCAUAUUCAUUCAUUUUGGCAUUGUUCUGCAUCUUCAAAUUUUACAUUGAUUGGUACUUUUGCUGCUAUAUUAUUCAUUUCUUCGCCAACAAAGGAGGAAGCCGAUUUUUACCGAGAACAAAUCUUCACUUAUAGAUGGACAUUGAAAGUGUCUUCUAAAGGAUUUGAAGAGGCAGCAGAAGCCUUGAAUCAAUUGGAUAUUGUUUUGUCAAAUAUAUCAGGUAUACUUCAAGAUAAUGUUGACACACCGAUUGUGUUACCAAAUGUGCAAGACUUUCCACAUGCCACUCACCUGCAGCAACACCAACAACAGCAACAGCAACAGCAACAGCAACAGCAACAGCAACAGCAACAGCAAGCAAACAAUUUCUUAAAAUCUACAUCCCCAAUGACAACAGCUCAACAGAGAAUACGAGCCCCUAUAAGAGAAUCACCAUUAAGUUCACCACAAAACAUGUAUACUCCACCAGUACAUAAUAACGUUGCAAAUUCCGCAAAGAAUUCACCUGUCUCCCAAACACAAGGAUUAUCUCCUAAAACCAAUAAAAAGGGAAGCAUUUCAGCAAAUACUCCGAACAGUCCUAUGAAGUCACCCGAAGUUACGAAAUAA